Messenger RNA from Venustampulla echinocandica, 753 nucleotides. Its product is annotated as Derlin. The coding region runs from base 1 to 753 and encodes 250 amino acids. The transcript is spliced from 2 exons. Lineage: Eukaryota; Fungi; Ascomycota; Leotiomycetes; Helotiales; Pleuroascaceae. Gene Ontology annotation, molecular function: ubiquitin-specific protease binding; misfolded protein binding. Gene Ontology annotation, cellular component: Hrd1p ubiquitin ligase ERAD-L complex; endoplasmic reticulum membrane. The record is from RefSeq and is a predicted model, not a curated record. Gene Ontology annotation, biological process: endoplasmic reticulum unfolded protein response.
AUGGAUCAAAUGAUGGGUGGAGGCGAUGGCGGAAUGGUCGGCCAGGCGGGAUUUCCCCUCGAGACAUGGUUCUGGGAAAUGCCUCUAUGUACAAGAUGGUGGACGACAGCCACUGUGCUUACUAGCCUUCUGGUACAAUGUGAUAUCGUUGGGCCGUUCCAGCUAUACUAUAGCUUUCGAACCGUCUUCUUCAGACAUCAGUAUUGGCGCCUCCUUACCACGUUUUUAUACUUCGGUCCCCUGUCCCUAGACCUCGUCUUCCACGUCUUCUUCCUUCAACGAUAUUCGCGAUUGCUAGAAGAAUCAGCUGGUCGUUCGCCAGCACACUUCUCGUGGCUAUUGCUAUAUGCGACUACCUGUUUGAUCUGUCUAUCGCCAAUGGUGUCGAUGAUAUUCCUUGGACAUCCACUCUCUUCAACCCUCGUUUACAUUUGGUCAAGGCGCAACCCAGAUACCAGGCUGAGUUUCUUGGGACUACUGGUGUUCACUGCUCCAUACCUCCCAUGGGUGUUGAUGGGCUUCAGUUUGAUUGUGCAUGGCACGAUUCCUAAGGAUGAGAUUAUGGGAGUCGUUAUUGGACAUGUGUGGUAUUUCUUCUCGGAUGUGUAUCCUCCCCUACACAACGGCUCUCGCCCAUUCGAUCCUCCGAUGUGGUGGAGACGCAUAUUUGAAGGAAGGCCACGAGAGGAGACAGCUGAUGCUAUCAACAAUGAUAUUGUAGCCGCUGCGGCCCCUGCCCCCGAAGUACGAUAA